AUGCGCCCUCCCUUCCUCUCCUUCAUUUUCCCCGCUGUGUUGGGCCUCGCCCUCAUCGGCCCAGGCGCCACGGGACGAGCCAUUGAUGUCCUGGCCCUUCGCACGGAGGGCAGCCUCUCCGACCACGGGUAUCUUGUGCAUCGUGGUUACAACGAGAGCGUGCCGGCCCUGCGCACCUUCCAUCACGAUAGAGAGGACCGGAGCUCUCUCACCGAUACAGACAGCACGCUCGCGGGGCGCAACAAGACCAAUGCGCAGCCCAAGCAGUCAACGAGGCCCACGGCCAAUCCCGCGUCAAAUGACUGCAGGAAAGCGGGUGACUGCGAGUGCUUCAACUGCAGGCAUGCUGUGGAUCUGCCCGGUCGAUACGAGAAGCAGCCCAGAAUCCCUCGAGCUGUGUCGACCGUCAGCACGCCCCGUGACAGCGACCUCACUACGCAAAGUGACGCCAUGCUCACCGAGCGAAAAAGGAAGAAACCCGCUCCCUCGAAGUUCUGCCAAUGUUGCAGCAGCGGGACCUCUUCUGCCAGAUGCUGCCAAUUUAAGCCUUCCUGUACGUGCUCUGGGUGCUCCAUGGAUGUUGUUGGGCGCGACCAUCUGAUGUGGGAGGAGGCGUACGAUCGCAUGGUCACUGCUACCGAUAAUGUCGUCCACCUCCAGUUCUAGGCUAUUAUACAAAGCGUCGCUACCUCGUUCACUGUCCGUACACGACAGCCGCCGCCGCAUCUCGUCACAUGCCACGUACGGCAACUCACGCGGCAGCGCCGCGCACACACGAUGUCUCUUCCCCUAUCUCUCG
Molecule: messenger RNA, 799 nt
Organism: Jaminaea rosea
Lineage: Eukaryota; Fungi; Basidiomycota; Exobasidiomycetes; Microstromatales
Exons: 6
Coding region: 1-666 (221 amino acids)
Source: RefSeq, a predicted model, not a curated record